This is a messenger RNA of Ceraceosorus guamensis, 495 nucleotides long. RefSeq lists its product as hypothetical. Lineage: Eukaryota; Fungi; Basidiomycota; Exobasidiomycetes; Ceraceosorales; Ceraceosoraceae. The coding region runs from base 1 to 495 and encodes 164 amino acids. The transcript is spliced from 5 exons. The record is from RefSeq and is a predicted model, not a curated record.
AUGUCUGUGAGGCAUUCUGUGGUGCCUGUAGCAGUCUCUGGCAACAAGUUUCCUCAGCUAGCUCUGCUUUGGGCCUUCCAAAUGCGAACUGAGGAAUUUGGUGCUUCUAGCCUCAGGAGCACUGAAGCCAGUGCUAGAGAGACCAAUCUCACAAGUAGCACAAAACAGAGUCAAGCACUAAUUGCCGAGCAGCGCAAGGCUGCUUGCCCGCAACGCAAGGCUGCUUGCCUGCAAGCGGCCGGCCCCUCCGAUCAAGGACCAUCCCCCUGCCCCAAUGCACUCAACGCCGCCGAGCGCAGCAACCUCUUUGACAAGCUUGAGGAGGAAGAGCGCGAGGACAAGGCUCGCAUCAAGAAGGAGGUGAAGAAGGUCGCACUGUACCUCAUGAAAAGUGUAGGUCUCAUCCAACUCUCGAUCCUUUCCCUGUCUCUGCAACUGACCAUCAUCUUUGCAAGCGCCUCCUCCGACGAAGGCUCCAACCGGCAACAAACGUGA